CUACUGUGUAUCUACUGUGUACUCCGAACUCCUGACUCCAAGCGAAAACGUCCCACUCGACGAAUCAAAACUAAAUCACUCAAUGGCAGCAUGGUUAAUCUAACCAAUUUUCAACGAGCACGGCAAUUCAACAGCACCUGACGCGAUUCCACGGCCUUUCUCACCAUCGUCGUUCGUAUGAGCCGCUUGCCACUUCCUGCGAUAUUUCUAAAUCCAAGUUUUGGCCCAUGGCGUUCCCCGGACGCCUUUCGUCGGUGAAGUCCCAUGAUUCCCAACGAAGGACUGAUACGGGGACGGAAAACGCGGGAGAGAUUCCUCAUGCAAAAAAGCCGCGCUCACGUCCUCCUACCAGCUUGCGUGACAAGCUCGGAUUUCUCCAGGGCCACCUACCAUCUUAUUCGGGCCCCUACCAGGUCGGGAGUAUGGACAUUGAAGUUCCCGCGGAGAAUCCUAGGACAUUUUCCAACAUCACGCGGAAGCAUCGUCACGUGUUGCAGUUAGAAACUGUUCUAUUUACGCUCUACUAUCCGGCGGCUAUUGGUUCGGGCACAGGGAGAGACCCUGCAGGGCACAAGAGAUGGUCUCGAGAAACAUGGCUACCACGUCCACGAUGUGAGCUUGCCAAAGGCUACGGGAAGUUUGCCGGGGUUCCGGAACCACUCUCUGUUGCAUGGUUUGCCGCGACUUCGAUGCUCACGAAGCUGAGAGCAUUCCGUAAUGCGCCGCCCGCUCGGCAUUGGCCACCCGAAGGGCCUUUAAAGAAGCCUGGCUACAAGAGAAAGGAUCAACAAGGACCUCCACCUCCAGGGCAACCAGACGAGCCCCAGUUCCCGGUCAUGUUCUUCAGUCAUGGCCUUGGGGGCACCCGAACGGCAUAUUCGUCCAUGUGUGGCGAGUUUGCAAGCUAUGGGUUUGUCGUUUGCGCCGUGGAGCACAGGGACGGUUCAGGACCACGAACCUUUGUCAAUCAUCGUAGAGGACCAGACGGAAGCGUCGACCAGCAUCCAGUGUCUGAGAAGGUGGAUCACUGGCCGGAAGAAAUUGAGCGCGGCUACCAUGUCAUUGACUAUCUAUUUCCAAAAGACAAUCCCAUGGAUACUAGUCCCUCAAAUGACCAAGGCGUCGAUACCGAACUCCGCUUGGCCCAGAUUGACAUGCGGCUGGGGGAAUUCGAGGAGGCUCACAGAGUCUUAUGUGAAAUAGUCAAAGGGAACGGAGAGCAAAUUGCUAAGCAGAAUCUGCGAGGCAAAGGAUACAAGGGAGGCACUUCUCGCGGCUUGGAGGGCGUCGAUUGGUCCACUUGGACCAACCGGUUUCACAUCGACAAGCUUACAGUGGCUGGCCACUCGUUUGGCGCCGCAACAGUGAUAGAGGCACUGCGAAAUACGGAGAGGUUCCAGCAUGUUCAUGCCGGUAUCAUCUACGAUAUAUGGGGGGCCCCAAUCAAGCCACCCGCUGACGACCCACGGCACAGAAUACAUUCGCCACUGUUAGGCAUCAAUUCUGAAGCGUUCAUGUACUGGCAGUCAAACUUCGACAGAGUCAUGUCUCUAAUGAAAGAGGCAACGGAACAAGGUGCACCCGCAUAUUUAUGCACCGUGAGAGGUUCGAUACAUGUCUCCCAGUCAGACUUCACUUUGUUGUAUCGACACAUCUGUUCACUGUUGCUCAAAGCGACGGUGCACCCAGAACGGGCCAUAGAUUUGAAUGUUAGUGCCUCUUUAGAAUUUCUCCGAGACGUCACGUCAGGGUCAGGAAGAUCGAUCAUCGAGCGCUGUCUGACAGACGAGAAGCUUCUCCAGACGGACUUGUUGGAGGACGUGCCAGACUUGCAUAAACCCAAGGAGGAGUUAAUCGCGAUGAAGCUGAAAGUCAAGCACGAAUUCCGAACCCGAUUGUCUGCAAAGAUACAGCGGAAACUGAAGAGAAAGAAAAGGCAUGGUUUCUACAAGCCUGGUGACGAAAUAUGGAUGCACUUCAAGCCCGAGGAGGACCUGCUACGAGCUUGGCGUGAGAGGACACUUGGGUCGCAUGACCUGGAUGAGGAGGAUCUACAGAAUGACACAGUGGAUUCUAGUGACCAGGAGGCUGAGUUGAACUCUUCACCGUAGCAGGUUGACUAUGAGAAUCGGCUUAGAUGUCCUUCGUCGCGGAAAUAAGGCAUAUGAAUUCAUUUACGAGUGGCGCUUCAGCAGUGUACCCUAUGGACUUUGAUGCGCCCGCUGAUCGACCGCAUAUCGGAUGAGACAGCCACACCUACAAUAUAGAUCUACUUCCAUGGAUGCUGGGCAACCACUGUUCAUCGGACCUUUACACUGCGGUAGGCGAGAUAGAGACGUGACGCUUAAACUGGAAGACCUUCGUUAGAUGUAAUUAUGUCUACAUCGAGAUCUCCGCAAAGCUCUGGC
This is a messenger RNA of Westerdykella ornata, 2408 nucleotides long. RefSeq lists its product as uncharacterized. Gene Ontology annotation, molecular function: 1-alkyl-2-acetylglycerophosphocholine esterase activity. NCBI's taxonomy places the organism in Eukaryota, Fungi, Ascomycota, Dothideomycetes, Pleosporales, Sporormiaceae. The transcript is spliced from 6 exons. The record is from RefSeq and is a predicted model, not a curated record. Bases 228 to 2111 code for a protein of 627 amino acids.